Molecule: messenger RNA, 1711 nt
Organism: Dermacentor albipictus
Lineage: Eukaryota; Metazoa; Arthropoda; Arachnida; Ixodida; Ixodidae
Molecular function (GO): RNA-DNA hybrid ribonuclease activity; nucleic acid binding
Source: RefSeq, a predicted model, not a curated record
UAAGAUCGAGGACGAGGAAUAUGGCCCAUAUACCAUGGGCACACGGGGCACUCCCCAAGGAGCGGUCUUGUUGCCACUCCUUUUCAACAUUGCCAUGAUGCAGCUUCCACAUCAAUUGGCCCGGGUGGAAGGCAUCCAACACGCACUUUACGCGGAUGACAUAACAAUUUGGACUACCGAAGGGAGCGUUGGGGAAAUGGAGGACCGCCUCCAGCGGGCCGCCUCCAUCGUCGAUAGUUAUGCUAUCCGCUGUGGUCUCCAAUGCGCUCCUGCGAAAUCGGAACUUCUUCACAUUAAAACCAAUCCCAAAGACAACACGAGUUUGCGUCUCUUUCUGAUGGGAGGUCCUAUUAGAGAGGUCGAGGAGAUCCGGAUCCUGGGUCUGUUCAUCCAUCACAGACUCAGCCCGGAAUCCACUAUCGACAAACUCAAACGCAUAGGCGAACAGGUCGGACGUAUGAUCCACCGCGUUUCCAACAAACGCGGCGGGUUGCGGGGCAGGGACGCGCUUCGGCUCGCCCAUGCCUUCGUAACCAGCAGGAUCCUAUACUCCGUACCCUACCUUCGAACUACAAAGAAACACGAUGAACGCAUCGACGCCAUCAUAAGGAAGGUUACAAAGCGAGCUUUGGACCUCCCGGUGGCUACCUGCAACGCUAAGUUGUUGGCUCUAGGUGUGCUUAACUCCUACCAGGAGUUAAAGGAGGCCCACCUCGUGAACCAAUACACGCGACUCUCGCAGACGGUGUCCGGGCGCCACUUGCUAAACCGCUUGCACAUACAACACGAGUGUAUUCCAGAGGAGACAUGCAGGCUUCCGGAGCUCUGGCGUCACAAACUCUGGGUCCCUCCACUCCCGCGCAACAUGGACACGCAGACACAUGAAGGCAGACGAAAGGCGCGCGCUCGGGCUCUCGAACACCAAUAUGGAUUAAAGCAGGGUGUAUACUACGUUGAUGUGGCAGGGCCGUCGCCCACAGGAUUCUACACGGCUGCCGUAGUUCACCAGGACCAACGAGUUAACGGACUUUCCUACCGUGCUUUCAACUCCGCGCAGGCCGAGGAGGUUGCUAUAGCACUUGCCGCCUCGGACCCGAAUUCGAAGGUAAUCAUCACAGAUUCGCGCAGAGCCUGUGAGCACUACCUGGCGGGCGAGGUAUCACCUUUAGCCUACCGCAUUUUACAGCGAGCCGUGAGGGAAUCGGACCCCUCACCCAAACGCAUUAUUUGGACUCCGGGCCACCAGGGCCUUAGAGGUAACGAGGCUGCGGACGCGGCCGCCCGAGCGCUUACCCACCGGGCACCUCAACCAGACCCUUCCGGCUCCGAGAUUAGACAACCGCUUCUGCGGUUCAGGGAAAUUCUGGCAGACUAUUGCGAACGUCAUCGGCUUUUCCCGGUCCCUGCUAAGGGCCUCAGUAAGGCCGAUGAACGAACACUGCGGCGCCUGCAGACAAACACCCUGUUGUGUCCUGCAAUAGCAAAACAUUUUGACCCAAAAGUUGAUGGGCGAUGCCCUCACUGUGGGGAAGUCUCCGAUAACUUUCACAUGGUGUGGGCAUGUCAGAUGAAUCCGUCCCUUCCCCCCAACCCUUCCCCCACUAGAGAGGCAUGGGAGGCAGCCCUACUCAAUUGCUCGGCGCUGGAGUCCCAAAGGGCUCUAGUCCAACGGGCGCGGGUAGCAGCUUCGUCCAGUGGGGUCCCCGACUAA